Molecule: messenger RNA, 729 nt
Organism: Ustilaginoidea virens
Lineage: Eukaryota; Fungi; Ascomycota; Sordariomycetes; Hypocreales; Clavicipitaceae
Exons: 2
Coding region: 1-729 (242 amino acids)
Biological process (GO): regulation of lipid metabolic process
Cellular component (GO): mitochondrion
Source: RefSeq, a predicted model, not a curated record
AUGGUGCCUCUGCCUCUUUUCAAGCUAGCGGCACUGUUUGUGCGACACAUCUCCAAGUAUGGCGCUAACCGAAUAAAAGCGCAAGCCCAUGAUCAUCCGCGCUUUCGCGCUUUUGCUGCCAAGUACGGCCAGCACAUGCACCAAUUGAACAUGCGCAUGUCGGUGGCGUUACUGCGAGACCUCGAAGCCGAACGUCGCGCCAAAGAGCGUGCCGAAGCCCCGACUGUCAAGACAGAAGAACAACACAAACGCGACGAGGCUGCCAAAGAAAAGAGACUCAAACCUACUGCCUCGUCAUCUUUGUCUGCAUCGACAUCAUCGUCGUCAUCCUCUUCGGCGUCGUCGUCGUCGUCGUCGUCGUCAUCGUCGAAAUACCCUCGAAUGACGUUUCAAAAUGUUUGGAAGCGUAAAUUUCGUCCGCUGCCCGAAGCCAAGGCUGUAGACCUCUUCGCCGACGUCAUUGGCGACGCCUUCAUCCUGGGUGUUGCUGGUGGAUUGAUCAUAUACGAAUCGUGGAAGGCCUUGCAAAAACCCGACGUUAACAAGCAAAGAAUCGAUGAUCUGAGCGAACGUCUUGAAGCACUCCGACGAAGGGAAGAGGAGCUGGUUGAAGUCGACGAGAAGCAGAGGCGAAGACUCGAACAGCUGGAAGACGCGCUGAGACAGCUGAGAGAUCCGAAAACAAAACAACCCAUGUUACCGACUCUCUACAACAUUGAUGCCGCUUGA